AGCUCUACCACUACCAGUGUAGGUGCUGCGCGUGAAGUCGCAUUCCGUUGUAUUUUGCAUCAACAUGUGUGUAAGUUUUUUGUGUACGCGUGUAAUAAAUACGGACGAUGCAAUGAGCAGCUGAACAACUGUCAAAGUGGAAAAUUGAAGUUUAGUGUAAGAUGGUUAGCUGGUGAGUACGGUGGAAUCUGUAGUUAAAGCCAAACAAAGCGAAUGCAAAUAACGAAAACCAGUGCAAAAAGGAAGGUAGACAAAACAUUUGCGUGGCCAUCGACUAGAGUCGAAACUUAAUUAAUCUCUCAGUGGAAAGAAAACAGAACAAUCAGUACAAAAAUGCUAACCAAAUCAUCGUGUCACUUCAAAUGACAGUAAAUCAAGCGAAACGAGUUCGAGUUGAUUUUCAACUAGCCUAAUUCGGUCUCUGUUGCAAUCGAAGAGACUUAGUGUAUUCGUUAUAGUCGUUUUCUUUCUUCAUUUCAAGAUAUUUACCUUUUUUGGUAUUUUCUGUUCUACGUGUGUGAUUGCAGCAGCAUCGCUCCAAUGAAAUGCGAUUCAAUAAACAGGAAUUAGCAACACUUGCGACCCAGCCAAGCAAUAAAUUUGAAAAAGAGGGCAUUCUAUACGUAACCGAGCGUCAGGAUGGAUUCUUUCGCCGUUCCGAAGAAGUUGAUUUCGCGGAGACGGGAUGUGCUUCAAGUUCAUCGUCGUCGUCGUCAUUUUUCAAAUUGAAGCCAAGACGCAACAUAGGCUGUAUGGGUGGAACGAACAAAGUGAGUUUAGAGCGAUGGUGUCGACUGCGUGGAAAUUUGCUGUUUUACUUUAAAAGUAGUGAUCAAUUUUCGGAGCCACAAGGUGUAAUCGUUUUGGAAAAAUGCGAGCCCAUCAUACGUAAUGAGAGGCGUGAACAUGAUGGUUUUGUGUUUUUCAUCGAAUUUCAGGACAAUCUCAAGCAACGACUCUCAACGAAUACAGAAGCUGAACGGGCCGAUUGGAUUCAGGCGAUCCGUCAUGCUAGCUAUGAAGAGAUGCGCAAAAAAUUGCAAUCACUUCGGGAACAAAUCGAAAAGAGACGUGAUACUAAACAAGAUAUCGACGUAGAUAUGAUGCGUUUACAAAUCGGCAAAGAAAUAGAUAUCGCCGAAGUACCAGUAUGCGAAGCUGUAAUUUCAUGUGACAAUUUGCUUUGCGACGGUCAUGGACGACCUCCAAAUCCAACGGUUAUAGUACAAAUAUCUGAACCAAGCCGUUCAUCAUGGAUUCGAUACGGUCGCACCGAAGUUAUUGAGAGAUGCUCGAAUCCACAAUACCUAUGUACAGUUGUGUUUCGUUCAGGGGACGGCCUAAAUAAACAAUCUUUAAUACGCUUUACGGUGUACGAUGUUCGUGAGAAAGUUUCGCAAACGGCUGUGCCAUUAGGUUCGGCUGAAGUAACGUUAGGAGCAAUCCAAGAAACGGCACGACUUCGUGUACCGCUGCAAUCGAACUCGGGUAGCGCAGGUUUUCUCACAAUGACAACGUAUUUGCCGGAACAAGAGCGAAAAUAUCCACGAUCGCCGGCCAGACAAAUCGAACCGCCACAACGCUACGGCCAUAGACGAUCACAGUCAUUGCCACCGAAACUUGGCAUCAAACUUAAUAUUCCACCGCCAUAUAAACUUAGCUCGGUGUUUGUUAAUCCAACGGUUCGCACGUAUCGUUUGCAUUCCGGAUUGGGCGGCGACAUCAGCGUUUUUGAAGUAAUGAUGGAGAGUCGUCUUUGCUUCAUCAUACCACAGCAAUUACUGUCCAUUUGGAUAUUGCGCGAGAAAGAGCUGUUGCAAGAGAUUUCCGGUAUGGGUGAGCUCGGUGGUGAAUGGCGAAAUGUACAAAUGGAAUUAUUGGAUAAACACUUGAAAUUACUUAAAGAAUACUCGCAAGCCAAACAAAAUCUACAGCAAUGCGCGGCAAACAAAUUCUUCAAACAGUCUUCGUGCAAAAAUGAUGAGUCACUCGAAUUUGCACCGGUGAAUUUGCAUCUACAAAGAAUGUGGGCAUACAAUGAUACGCUGAAACGCGACGGUUUCUUGGAUAUUAUCACAGUCGGAGCAUUUACGAGACAUUCGGGCAAGACAAAAACCGGUGGAUUGAUUAAGCUAUUGCAACUAAUGAAAGACUCACCAUCGAAGGUCGAUCAAAUCGGAGUCAAAGUGCGUACGGCAAACGAUGCUGUUCAGUCAAUAAAGCAGUUGCGGAAAGAAAUUGUCGAAAUUAUGUCACAACUUUUAUCAUUGGCCAAACUGAAGAAUCCAAAGGGAAUGUUGCCGCUGUGCAAUGAAAUGAUCACAAAAACCCGAUCACUGUUGAACAUUUGGGAGCCAAGUUUAGUCGAAGAAGCGUUUGCUUUCAUCGAAAAACAUCGUAUCAUAAAUGAUUCAACGGAUACGAAGACACAAUCGUUGAAAUUGUCACCAUUUCGGAAUAUUACUCAACAAUUGGGUGCUCUUGAAUUGAAAUCGCCGGAUUUAGAAGAUUUUGCUUCACCAACAGGUCCGAUGCCAAUGCCAAAUCUGUGGACAAAACAUGCUCGACGUAACACAUCGCCAUGCGUUGAUAUUCCGCAAAUCACAAAAAAUAUGAACAAUAAUGGCUUUUUGAAAGAAAACUUCGAAAUCUACCAAGAUAAGAGUGAUUCGCUGAACAAUCGCACGACACAAGAACUAUUCGAAGAUAUCAAAUUGGAUAAUGUUCCUGAAUGUGACAAUUUGUCAUUUUCAUUGCCACCAAAUUGUGGUUCGGGCAACAACGAGGAUAGUUUAGUCUUCAGUGAAACGCAUUUCGAUGUGAGCGGAGAGAUUUUGUCAUCAUUACCAGCACAAAGAGUUCAUACAAAGGAUCCGUUGCCAAAACGAGAUAUCAAAAACGAUGCAAAAACCGAAAAUAAGCCAAAUUCCGAAGAACGCUGUAAUUCCAUGGAUUUGGGUGGUGUUUUGGUUACGGAAAAUCAGCUGAAUGAAAGCAAAAAUGAGAUUCUACAUAAUUCCAAUGAAUUCGAUGAGAAUGGUCGAGUGAGAAAUUGUUCGAUUGCAGUCGGUCAAAAUGGAACAUUUUUGGAUACAAAGGCAAUGAGCUCAUCACCAUCGGCGAAUUACUAUCGACCCACCGAAGAGCCGGAACCGCUUGACUUAACCCAAUUGAAUAUUGAGGCGAGUGUAAUGUGUUUAGUGAGCAAAGUGAAAUUCUUGUGCGGUCGCUGUGGCAGCCCAGCUGUUCGACUGAGACAGCCAAAAGCCAAUACCAGGCGCGGAUUCACCAAUAUUCAAAAUACAAUCAAUAAUCAACCGUAUGCUUCCAAUCCAAAUGUGAAUGAUAACGAAACCAAAACGGAGUCGAUGAAUUUGCCGGCGAAUGUGAAUGUGAACAAUAAUGCGAUUUCCAGUGGAAAAGAGUCGGCGGUUAGCAAAGAGUUGAACUUGGCACUGAAUCAAGUGGUUGAUGGUGUCACACGAAAAGUGUCCAAAGCCAAAGGAAACAAAUUCACCGAUGGGCUAGAUCUAUCUCUUACCACGGACUGGGCCUCAGAACUACGACCAUCAAUGAGAAAAUUGCGACAGGCAAUGGAUGGUCUCUUGAAAACUGCACGCUUAAUGCAUUCAGUACAAAGACUUCAACAAGACAUGAAGAAAACGUCAGCUAUUUUGAAUACAAUGUAUCGCCGCGAUGUUUGCUUCUCACAAUCGCUAACUGCAAUUGUAUCUGGAAUUAUGACCAAAAUAUGGGCCACAAACAUAACUGAGAAUGACGUACAAAUCUUAUGCACGCUUGGUCCGCUAGCAUAUUUCGAAGGUUUACUGUCGUUGUACGGCAGCGAAACCGAUAUGUGGGGCGACAUGUGUGUUGCCAUAGAAGACUUGAGCGCUGUCACCUUUACGUUGGUUCGGGGUAACAUACCACGAAACAAAAAAUACUUCCCCAUUCCGCGUGUCACUGGUUCGCGUCAAUCGAUAACCGUAUUGCUUCCCGUGCCGGACAAUAUUUACUCAAUGCUUCCGAACAAAGAGUCUCCAUCGUUCAAAAUAACGCCGGUUUUCUUCAACAUUGGCAUCAAUGAGUAUGCAACGUUAUCGGAAACGCUUGGCUAUACCCGUGAACAGCAUCGAUCGAAUUUCGAUAAUUACGAUCGACUUAAACAGUACUUCAUUCGUUACAAGAAAAUAAUGCUAAAUUCAAAAGGAACACCGAGCAAAAGUGAAACGCUCACCGAGCAAUUGCACAAUGUCACCGAUUUGCUGAAUGCAAUGGAGGAAUCGUUGCGUAGGAAUGCGUCGAAAAACACAAAAAUAUUGCAUUUGGCCGAAGAUGUGUGUCGAGGUUUGCACGGAUUACGCUUAACGUCAUGCAAAAGUGCCAAAGAUCGAACCGCCAUGGCCGUCACAGUGGAACAGUGCCGUAUUUUACAGAAAGAAUUCCAUUUGCCAGCAAACAAUGUACAGUGUGUACUGGAUACAAUGCGGAGCGAGGGAACUCGAAGUGAAAACACUUUGAAGAACAUCGGUCUGCGAAAAUACGCAUUCAAUUUGCCACAAGUGUUGAGUCUACCGCAAGUUUAUCGCCCGCCGACUGGAUCUUACGGGAAAGCGCAAUCUUAAACAUACCCACACGCACAUACAACAUAGGAAAAAAAACCCUUCACACAUCACUUACUGUUAGACAAUGCCAAAUCUUUCAUUUUUAACUAGUUUUUUUUUAGAUUGCAUGUAUACAACAACAACAAAAAACUAUUUUUUCGUCAUGUGAUUAACCGAAAAAUCGUCUCCUCUUAACCAAUUUUAACUAUUUAACAUUGAACCCUACUAGCCUAGUAUACUUGAAGUAUCUUUUUGGACCCAAGACUUAAGUGAACUCUCCUAACUGUAGAGCAAAUAAAGAAGUAAAUUAUCGAAUUUUCAACAUUGAUUUUUGGAAAUGAGUUGUGAAAUCGAAUCGAAUCGCAUCCAUGGGAUGAUUCUAGAGCUGUCAAAGAAACAAAACUAAUUUAAUUUAUGUAUUGUAUAGAGUUUAUGGGAAAUCAGUUAGCAGAAGAAAACAAAUAUUGUAUAAAAAUGCGAAUCACAAUAAAAUACCAUGUCAAUAAAAUGAACAUAAAAA
Molecule: messenger RNA, 5124 nt
Organism: Sitodiplosis mosellana (orange wheat blossom midge)
Lineage: Eukaryota; Metazoa; Arthropoda; Insecta; Diptera; Cecidomyiidae
Product: inositol polyphosphate-4-phosphatase type I A
Exons: 14
Coding region: 546-4625 (1359 amino acids)
Cellular component (GO): cytoplasm
Molecular function (GO): phosphatidylinositol-3,4-bisphosphate 4-phosphatase activity
Source: RefSeq, a predicted model, not a curated record